CGUUCAAUUGAACUCGUUCGCCGGACGGAACGAUUCAUCUUCUGAAGUGUUUAUGCAACUUUAACCCGAAAUCCAAGCAUUUAUUUACGUGAACACAAAACACUACACAAAUAUCAAAUAAGAAACAAUGAGUUUUCUUAACAAAGAAGAACGGACUAAAUGCUGGGGUGCCCGCGACGAUUACUGGAAGUGCCUAAGUGAAAAUGCCCCACAACAUAGUUCAACAUCAGGCGAAAAAGUUCCAGACGCCUGUAAGAAACUGAGAAAACUCUUCGAGACCAGUUGUCCCGGGACAUGGGUUAAACAUUUCGAUCGUAAACGUACCUAUGAACAGUUUAAACAGAAAAUGGAACAAGGUGUCGAUCCACUAGAAGAACAUACCAAAGAAUCAAAGAAAUAAGUUUCUAAUGUACAAAAAUAACACCCGUUUUUUUUCUAUUAUAGUUUGUUACUGUAAUUUUUAAUAAAUAAAAAAAUACUAAUUGUUGAGUAAAA
Messenger RNA from Musca domestica (house fly), 495 nucleotides. RefSeq names its product cytochrome c oxidase assembly factor 6 homolog. The coding region runs from base 128 to 400 and encodes 90 amino acids. The transcript has a single exon. NCBI's taxonomy places the organism in Eukaryota, Metazoa, Arthropoda, Insecta, Diptera, Muscidae. Gene Ontology annotation, cellular component: respiratory chain complex IV; mitochondrion. Gene Ontology annotation, biological process: respiratory chain complex IV assembly. The record is from RefSeq and is a predicted model, not a curated record.